This is a messenger RNA of Athalia rosae (coleseed sawfly), 1656 nucleotides long. RefSeq names its product GMP reductase 1-like. Gene Ontology annotation, molecular function: GMP reductase activity. The transcript has 6 exons. Gene Ontology annotation, biological process: nucleotide metabolic process. The coding region runs from base 530 to 1573 and encodes 347 amino acids. The record is from RefSeq and is a predicted model, not a curated record. Gene Ontology annotation, cellular component: GMP reductase complex. Lineage: Eukaryota; Metazoa; Arthropoda; Insecta; Hymenoptera; Athaliidae.
ACUCGUAUAGACUCCCGGUAUCUAUAUCGAAUUGGUUUGCUUCUCGUUCGUUCUUAUUUCGUUUCGUCUUCGAUUUUUCGCUUAUGUCGAUAAGACGCUCUACAUACAACUGUAGAAUUUACACUGCACUUGGCAAAAUGUCACUCCACAUGCGCCAAAUAGUCUUUGUUUCUUUUUGCUAUUUUUCAGUGGUAAAUCAGGCGAUUGAACGAGUAAAUUCUGGGCCUAGUCUUAUCUGUAUAACAUAAUCGCACGUACAGUCAUGUCUUUGGGCGUUGAUCCCGAACCUUAAUUUCUAUGAACUUUAGUCAGAAUUAAAAUUUCCACUAACUGGUUCGUUAUCGUGUUACAAGGGCGCAUUCAUUUAUGCCUAGAUAUAUCGAACAGAUACACAGAUACAUUUGUGAGAAAUGUAAAACAGAUUGUGUAAUAACGCGGCUAUAGCGCCACCAACAGUCUAUAAAAUAGCGAAAUAUAAUCCCUUCCGAUUUAUUUCAUUCGAAAUCGCUGUCGACUGAAGAGCGUAAUAAUGCCGGUUAUAAUUAACGAUGUGAAAUUGGAUUAUAAAGACGUUUUGAUACGUCCGAGGAGAAGUGAUUUAAACAGCAGAGCCGAGGUUAACUUAUUCUCGGAGAUGACUUUUAGACAUUCAAAACGUACGUACAAUGGCAUACCCUUGAUGGCGUCGAACAUGGAUUCUAUUGGGACAUUUGAAAUGGCAAAGACACUUUCAAAACACGGUGUAUUCACGGCGAUAAAUAAGUAUAACAGCAUUGAAGGAUGGAAGAAAUUUGCAACUGAAAAUCCGGAAUGUUUGCACAAUGUCGCUGUUUGUUCAGGGAUUGCAGAGGGAGACUUUAAACGCCUUUCAACGAUCCUCACGCUCAUACCGGAAUUAUCAUUUAUCUUAAUAGAUGUUGCGAACGGUUACGCCCAGAGUUUUGUAAAUUACAUAAAAAAAGUUCGCCACGCUUUCCCGAAUCACACCAUCGCUGCAGGCGAUGUCGCUACCGCUGAAAUAACGGAAGAACUUAUACUUGCCGGGGCCGAUAUUGUUAAAAUUGGGAUCGGACCGGGAUCGGUUUGUACAACCCGAACCACCACGGGAGUUGGUUUUCCUCAGUUGAGUGCGGUACUAGAAUGUGCCGAGGCUGCGCACACUUUGAACGGUUUCGUGAUCGCUGACGGAGGUUGCAACUGCACCGGGGAUGUUGCCAAGGCUUUAGGCGCCGGUGCCGACUUCGUAAUGAUAGGAGGAAUGCUUUCCGGACACGAUCAAUGUCUUGGUGAGGUCAUCGAGAGGGACGGUAAACAAUUGAAAAUUUUCUAUGGUUCUUGUUCUGCAACUGCUAUGAACAAAUUUUUUGGCGGAGUAGCCAAGUACAGAUCCGUAGAAGGAAAAACCGUUGAAAUUCCGUACAGAGGCGACGUAGAACCAACGAUCCUUGAAAUGUUGGGCGGUCUUCGUUCAACGUGCACGUAUGUCGGGGCGUCAUCCGUACAGGAGCUCCCUUUAAGGACUAUUUUUGUGCGUUGCAACGAAGUAGUCAACUCCAUUUUUGGUCCAUCAUAAAUAGUUUGUUUUACUGUUAUUUGUAGCAAUCAAUAUCAUCCAUUAUUUUCGUCGGUGAUUCUAUUAAAUCUGAACAAAAAUGA